UCUACCAUUAGCCGAACUCGAACACCACUGACUAUCAUGAACUCCCUUGCUAGCUGCAUCUUCUGCAAGAUUGUUAAAGGGGAGAUACCAUGUAUGAAGCUUCUUGAGACUGAAUCUGUGUUGGCCUUCAUGGAUAUUGGCCCAAUCGCAAAGGGGCACUGCCUGAUCAUCCCGAAAUAUCACGCCGAAAAGCUCACUGACCUUCCCGAGGAUCAGAUGAAAGACAUCUUACCCGCCUGUAAGAAGAUCGCGACCGCUACGCGAGCCGAUAACUUCAACUUGCUUCAAAACAAUGGACGAGCCGCUCACCAAGUCGUUGAUCACGUCCAUUUCCACAUCAUUCCGAAACCCUCAGAUGCCGGUGACAAGGAGGGUCUAGUCAUCGGUUGGCCGACUCAAAAGGAUUUGUCCAAAGACGAAAUCUCCAAGAUCUUUGAAGAGCUCAAGAGUAGACUCUGAUUGACCGAGUAAUAGUCACCAGUCUGUUUCGUCCGAUGCAUGCAUGGCAGUCGUAGUCUUUAUGCACAACGGCCCUUGCUCCCCCAAUUGAGCUAAAGCCACAUCUACUUGCCGC
Kockovaella imperatae is the source of this 574-nucleotide messenger RNA. RefSeq names its product putative hydrolase. NCBI's taxonomy places the organism in Eukaryota, Fungi, Basidiomycota, Tremellomycetes, Tremellales, Cuniculitremaceae. Gene Ontology annotation, biological process: nucleotide metabolic process. The coding region runs from base 37 to 459 and encodes 140 amino acids. Gene Ontology annotation, molecular function: catalytic activity. The transcript has 10 exons. The record is from RefSeq and is a predicted model, not a curated record.